AUGGCUGAAUUUUCAGCAUUGAUGGAGCAAAUGAAGCAAAUGCAGCUCCAAAGCACAAGCGAGGAAGAACAUCGCCACAUCCAAGCUCAGAUCCAAGCUCUCAUUGAGCUUGAGCAGCAGAGGCUGACUGCGGAAGCCGAGGAGCGCAAGCUUGAGCAGCAGAGGCUGGACGCUGAAGCCGAGGAGCGCAAAGUCUUGAAGGGCAUGUUCACCCUUGCGCUGCAAUACGAAAAGGCUUUAUGGAACAAGUUGAUGGCAAUGGAUGAUGAUGAUUUUGAAGCAUUUGUCGACGAAGUCAACAACAUGCCCUCUGCCGAGAGGAUGAACGAAUUGUACCCCCUGGAAGAGCUUCCCUGCAGCCACCACUACCUUGCAGCGAAAAUUGCCAAGCGCAUUGAUGAGCUUUGCGCGGAUGGCCAGUGGAAGAGCAGCGAGGCGCUAAUGGAAGGUCUUCGGGCAGGUGCUCAGACUCUAUCGCGGCCACGGCUGCCUCCACAACCAUUUCCUUGCCCUUUUGAAGACCUCGACAAGUGGAAUCUGAAGGAUUCGUAUGGUCCCAACGUGCAGGUCUACAGCAUCGGGAAGCAAAACAAGGAGCAAGGCAAGGUGUUCAAGCACUUUGACUACUGGGGACGCACGGCAAAUCUCUGCAGCAGCCUCUCGGCACAGUGUGUGCCUUACCAAGAUCGCCGCUACCCGCCUGACGACCGAAUCUUGACAAAACUCAGUCAACUGGAUGUGACGGGCUCGUUCUAUCAGAAGUGGGAGGUGGUGAGGCUUGCAACUGCCGUGGAUGUGCUCAGCUACCCUUACGUGAAGCCGGCAGACACCGUCGAGAUUGAGCAACUGGUCCAGGUCAUCUACCAACUGAAGGCCAUCCAUAGCGUUGACUUUGUGCACGGCGACAUUCUUCCUCGCAACAUUCUUUUUUGCAGCGACUGGGAAGGGCAUCCUGCGGCCUUUCUCAUCGACUUUGAUCUCGGCCGGUUUCUCGCUGCUAAUCCUGCCCACAACCCCGUCUAUGCCUCCAAUUUUGCCAGGGAAGGAAAGCCGCUGGAGUCGUAUCGUCACCCAUAUGCCCGGGGGGAUUUGCCAAUGCAGAAGGAGCACGAUGGCUUUGCCUUGGCACGUGUCAUGGAGAAGUUUUUGCAGGAUGACGAGGCUCGUCAGCAGCUGGUGGCUGCGUUGGAAGAGCUGCAGCUGGAUGACGCUGCCACGCUGUGUCAGCAGUGCUCGCUUUUGCCGCUAGACAAUGUUGCUGGGCUUGGCAAGGCCACGGGCAGUCCUCGGCGUUAA
This is a messenger RNA of Monosiga brevicollis MX1, 1296 nucleotides long. RefSeq lists its product as uncharacterized. NCBI's taxonomy places the organism in Eukaryota, Choanoflagellata, Craspedida, Salpingoecidae. Gene Ontology annotation, molecular function: disulfide oxidoreductase activity. Gene Ontology annotation, cellular component: membrane-bounded organelle. The coding region runs from base 1 to 1296 and encodes 431 amino acids. The record is from RefSeq and is a predicted model, not a curated record. The transcript is spliced from 4 exons.